AUGGAUCUUAAGGCUAAAAAUGUCGGCGAUGCCGAUAACUACUCCGGCAUCAAGGUUAGCUACUCCUACUAUAUCGAGAUUAACCACGGCCUUCCUGAAGAGCCCGAGAUAACUUCAACUAAGGACGCUAAGCCUAAGCCCACUGAGGAUUCGAAGCCUAGCCUUACUCAAGACAGUCUCAUCGACACAUACACAUCCUUCUACCAGGCUGCCAAGGGAGACACUUGCACUAAGAUCAUUGCUAAAUAUAAGACGUUUGACUUUAAUGACUUCUUCAAGUGGAAUCCCGCCGUAGAGGAGGAUUACAGUGGCCUCUGGGCCAAUACCUACUACUAUGUAGGCAUCCCUAGAACUCCCACCAGCCCUCCCUCUCAGACUACCGCGACUGAGACGGCCGUGGAGACUGGUCCAUCAAAGCCCAGCCCUACGCAAGAAGGUCUCAUCGAGAGCUACACCUCUUUCUACUUCGCUACCAAGGGCGACACUUGCGCCAAGAUCGUGGCUAAGUAUGGCACCUUCGACUUUAAUGACUUCUAUAAGUGGAACCCGGCCGUGGGCAAGGACUGUGGCGCCAUUUGGGCGAGCACCUACUACUAUGUAGGUGUUCCCGGGACACCCACCACCAAGCCUGCUCCAACUACACCGAAGCCUACGGCGACAAGCGGCAUCGAGACUCCCUCACCAAUUCAAGAGAACAUGGUUCAGAACUGCAACAAGUUCCAUAAAAUCAUGUCCACCACGACGUGCUCUUCGAUCGAGUCAUACUACAAGUUGCCGCUUGCAACCUUUCUGUCAUGGAACCCUUCUGUUGGCAAGGAUUGCAGUGCUCUGUGGGUCAACUACUAUGUCUGCGUGAGUGUCGAGGGAUAUCAGCCCUCUACGACAACCGCCAAACCCACCACGACCAAGGCGCCGACAAAUGGUAUCGAGACUCCCUCGCCGAUCCAAGACGGUAUGGUCAAGAACUGUAACAAGUUCCACAAGAUCAUGUCAACAACCACUUGCUCCUCAAUCGAGUCAGCAUUGUUGGUCAACUACUACGUCUGUGUGAGCGUCGAAGGAUGGAAGCCGUCCACGACAACAGCCAAGCCCACGACCACCCAGGCGCCAGCCAACGGUAUUCAGACCCCUUCGCCAAUUCAGAAUGGCAUGGUCAAGAACUAUGAAAAGUUCCACAAGAUCAUGUCCACGACCACCUGUACAUCUAUUGAGUCAUACUAUAACCUCCCUCUCGCAACCUUUCUCUCGUGGAACCCCGCUGUCGGCAAGGACUGCACAUCCUUGUUGGUCGACUACUACGUUUGUAUCGCCACCAUCAGCUGGAAGCCCCCCACCAAGACCACAACCAAGGCACCUACAACCACAAAGGGGCCCUCGAAUGGAAUCUCUACGCCUUCACCAAUCCAGGCUGGCAUGGUCAGCAACUACAACAAGUUUCACCUCGUCAAUUCGACCACCACCUGCACAUCCAUCCAGAACUACUACAAGAUCACCAUGGCAGACUUUGCCAAGUGGAAUCCUACAAUCGGGUCUAAGUACACUGCCCUAUGGGCUAACUACCACGUGUGCAUUGGUAUCAUAGGCGGAACCCCCACCAACCCAGGGAACAGUAUUUCAACGCCCUCGCCAAUUCAGCCCGGCAUAGUUAGCAACUACAAGAAGUUCCAUCUCGUUUCAAGCACAACCACGUGCGCUUCGAUUCAAGACUAUUAUAAGAUCACAAUGGCGCAGUUUGCCAAGUGGAACCCAGCGGUCGGUGAGAAAUGCACAGCAUUGUGGGCUUAG
Fusarium falciforme is the source of this 1785-nucleotide messenger RNA. RefSeq lists its product as hypothetical. The transcript is spliced from 3 exons. The record is from RefSeq and is a predicted model, not a curated record. The coding region runs from base 1 to 1785 and encodes 594 amino acids. NCBI's taxonomy places the organism in Eukaryota, Fungi, Ascomycota, Sordariomycetes, Hypocreales, Nectriaceae.